AUGGCGCAUCCACCGCCGCCGGCCGAGAUGACGACGACGUACCCGGUGAAGGAGAUCACGGAGGCCGUCGCCUUCCUGGACAAUAUCGUAGCCAGCUUUGAGUCGAAUCCGGGCGUCCGUGACGAGUUCUUCGCCGUCGUCACGGGACUCGGAGACGGCGGCGUCGACGCCCGGUACGUGGUGGACCGCGCGAGCGAGCUCCUAGGAGGGCACCCGGACCUCCUCGCGGAGUUCCGCACCUUCCUCCCCGGUGCCGAGGUGCCAAAGGAAGAUCUUGCUGCGACGAGGCCACGGCGAAGCAGCCGCAAGAGGAAAAGGGAGAGCCGGUGCCGGCCGGUGCCAAAGGCGGAGCGGAACGUGGACGUGGCGGCCGGUGCCGACGAUGCACAAGGCUAUAAGUUGCUGCGCAAGAGGGAAAGCGGCAACCGCGCAGCGGCCGGCGCCGGCGGGGACGCGAACGAGGACCCUCAGUUCCGCAAGGCCCUUGAGUUGCGUGCACUCCGCAUCGAUGAAGGCUCCACCGACUGCAGGGCCGCGGCGCGGGGCCAUGAAGAUGACGACGUCCCGCUGCAAAGGUCCAAGAAGCCCCGCCGGCACGCCCACCGCGUCGGCCAAUGCUCGGGCGGCGGGGGCGCGUCGCGGGGCCAUGACAAUUACGACGUCCCGCCGUACAGGAUGGACAGGAAGCUCUGUGCCGUCGACUACAACCGCCGCCACGCACACUGGGUCGGCGAAGGUUCCGGCAUUGGGUCCAUUGCCCGGAUCCAAGACGACGACGAUAUCCCACGGUACAAGCCCAGGAAGCCUUGCCGCCGUGCCACCAACGGCGAAGGUUCCAGUGCCGAGGUUGCGGCACGUGCUCCAGGGUCGCGUCGAGACGACGAGGUCAUGCGGUUCCGGCAGGCGUGGGAGUUCGAGACCGGCUACUCGAAGAUGGUGGCCACGAUGGCGCGCAUGGUGGAGCUGCUAAAAGACGGCUCCUACGUCCACAUGGCUUCCCUGGAGGAGCUCUUCCCUAGCCGCGAGUGCCGGGAGUUCCUCAAGAGGUUCUACGGCGGGGAGACAUGGAGGGCGAUGCGGGAGGCGCUCGAGGACGCCGAGAGGACCGGCCCGGCGCUAGAGGUGCUACUGCGCCGGCUGAGGCAGAUGGAUGAUAACACCAUCGAGGACGCGAGGAAGAGGCGGGAUCGCGCCCGCGCAGCCGAGAGGCUCAACGAGCUCGUCACGGACAUGCUGGACGCCUGGACGAGGAGCGCCAGCGGCACAAGGCCGGCGAUCACGUUGCAUGAACGGCGCGCGUGGCCGGCUGUGUCUGUGCCAUCGUCAUCCUGA
This is a messenger RNA of Phragmites australis (common reed), 1332 nucleotides long. RefSeq lists its product as uncharacterized. Gene Ontology annotation, biological process: regulation of DNA-templated transcription. NCBI's taxonomy places the organism in Eukaryota, Viridiplantae, Streptophyta, Magnoliopsida, Poales, Poaceae. The record is from RefSeq and is a predicted model, not a curated record. The transcript has a single exon. The coding region runs from base 1 to 1332 and encodes 443 amino acids.